Messenger RNA from Peronospora matthiolae, 957 nucleotides. The record is from the annotation of a GenBank genome assembly. NCBI's taxonomy places the organism in Eukaryota, Oomycota, Peronosporomycetes, Peronosporales, Peronosporaceae.
AUGACGCGGCGAGCCAAAGAGCGACGUACCAUGCGCGUGCACGCCAAGCAGCAGCUCGAAGAAGAGCGACUGCUGCGGGACAAGCGCUUGCGCUCGCGUGCGUCGUGGAAGCAGCUCUUGUCGACUAUCGACGGCCCCAGCUCCAGUCGGCACGUGUACAAUAGCUGCAGCAGCAGCAGCGAGUCGCCCAUUGUCGAUGAGCUGCAGUGGAAGAGCUCGCAGGUGCCCAUUGCCGCUUCGGGCAAUUUUCAGCUCCCUAUCAAGCUGGACGCACGCAAGGGACAAUUGCUCUAUUCGUUCCGUACCAGAACGUACGACGUGACAUUUGGCGUGCAGAUGAUCUGUGCCGACGGGAGUUUGAUUCAACUGUUGGAGCCGCGACGCUACGAGAGUCAGAAGCAGCACGUAGAAGGCAAAUUAGCUCUCACCGGUCCUGCCAUGGUGCUCUUAUUGUGGGACAAUUCCUUCUCGUGGGUCAACACCAAGCAAUUGGCGUACCACGUGGAGCUCAAGCAGGAGAUACUGCUAGUGUCGGAGGCAGAGAAAACGCAAAUGGCACUUCAAGCACGGCUGACGAGGCAGCAGGAGCUCUUGCAGCGUGAAAGCGAGUACGACGGACUCGAGACGCAGGUGCAGACGGAAGCACAGACGAUCGAGUUGCUGCGGCAUCAGAUCGAAGAGCUGCAGACGCAGCUUGAGCAACGCGAGGAAGCCAAGGAAAACAUUGCCAGGGAGAAACACCUAGUGGGCGAGCAUGUGGAAGAUCUUUGCUGGGAACUACAGGCGCUGAGCUGGCGAUGCCUUGACGAAGCGGCGCGGUGUCGUAUUCUGGAUUGCUUGGACGCAAAAGACCUGAUCGCAUGGUCGCUUACAAGCAAAAAGUGGUUUGACAGAGCGAGCACGUAUUUGGCCAAUAGACGCAAAAGCGUCGAAUCAAAUGAACAAGCUUCUGCGUGA